AUUUUUGACAGUGGCCAUCGUUUCUAUCGAAAGUGUCAUAUUACUGUUGACUCAAAACAUCUUUCGUGUAUGUGAGCAAAGUUUGGGUGAGAAAACGUAGUAAUCCAUUGUAUUUGUAGCUGAGAAAGAUAGAAAGAAAAAAGAAACACCGACAAUUAUUCAAUCUCUUGAUUAAAUUUAUCUAGCUCAAAAUGUCACAAGAAGUAGAAGAAACCCUGAAGAGAAUAGCAUCGCACAAAGGCGUUGUUGGAACAAUUGUUGUCAACAGUGAAGGCAUUCCAGUCAAAAGUACAUUGGACAAUUCUACAACAGUGCAAUAUGCCGGUUUGAUGAGCCAAUUGUCGGACAAAGCAAGAAGCGUUGUACGUGAUCUAGACCCAGGCAAUGAUCUCACCUUUUUGCGGGUUCGUUCCAAAAAGCACGAGAUUAUGGUUGCGCCUGAUAAGGAUUUCAUACUCAUUGUCAUUCAAAAUCCAAGCGAUUAAUUUUCUUUUCUUUUUUUAUUUGAAACAAAUGAAAUUUAUACACACAAUCCAACAUUUAUUUGAACUAUAUGCUAUUUUACGAUUUGAAGAGAGCAACACGGAACACUUUUUUCUCUCGUCUUGGCUCCGUGGGCACAAAUCAAACAUCGCUUUCUCUCCUUUAGCACAUUUAAAUGAAAAUAAAUAAAUAAAUAAAAAAAACGAAAUAAAGUAAUAUUAACCACAGCCAAUAGACGAAACGCGUGUAAUUGUGCAUUAAGAUUGUAGAAAUUAAGAUGAAUAAAAUCACUAAUUUAUCAUAUGGAUCAAAA
Messenger RNA from Contarinia nasturtii (swede midge), 796 nucleotides. RefSeq names its product dynein light chain roadblock-type 2 (gene robl). NCBI's taxonomy places the organism in Eukaryota, Metazoa, Arthropoda, Insecta, Diptera, Cecidomyiidae. Gene Ontology annotation, molecular function: dynein intermediate chain binding. Gene Ontology annotation, biological process: microtubule-based movement. The transcript is spliced from 3 exons. The record is from RefSeq and is a predicted model, not a curated record. Gene Ontology annotation, cellular component: centrosome; cytoplasmic dynein complex; cytoplasm. The coding region runs from base 192 to 485 and encodes 97 amino acids.